AGACCGCCGGGGCGUGUCCUCUCGUCACCUUCGCCCCCUCCGCCUCCCCCACCUCUCCGACAUGGAUUCAGAGUCCAGUGAGACCACGACCACCGUCUUCGUCUCGAACAUGCACUGCGGAAGCUGCGUGAAGACCAUCCAGGACGCGUUGGCCGCGCUAUCCCCCGCCCCCUCCGUCGUCGACGUGUCCAUAGUCACCCAGUCCGUCACCGUCAAGCACCCCCGCACGCUCAGCCUUGAAGAUAUCAAGUCCGCCCUCGACACCGCAGGCUACGACGUCCUAUCAACCCCCACAGAUAAGAGCUCGUCGUACCCCCCGCUCUCGUGGUCGGGCAGUCUCGCCCGACUGUCCGCUUUCCCGACCUCGAACCGGAUGAAGCAUUUCGACAACUGCGACCAGU
Trametes versicolor FP-101664 SS1 is the source of this 401-nucleotide messenger RNA. RefSeq lists its product as uncharacterized. Gene Ontology annotation, molecular function: metal ion binding. NCBI's taxonomy places the organism in Eukaryota, Fungi, Basidiomycota, Agaricomycetes, Polyporales, Polyporaceae. The annotation marks the transcript as partial. The transcript is spliced from 2 exons. The record is from RefSeq and is a predicted model, not a curated record.